ACUGCUCUGGUUGUUUCAGGAAUACUCAAGCUGUGGGUAAUUCGGGUGGCAGAACCAAAGUCACCAGCAACUACUUCUGCUAUGAAAAUCUCUCUUCAAGAACGUCUUAAGAAAAAGAGACAAGCAUUGAUCAAUAGGCAAUAUAAGGCAGACAAACGAGCUGAACGCUUGAGGCAAGAAAAGGCUGAGCAAGAACGUCAAGAUCGAGAAGAUGAAAUGAGAGAAAUCUCUAUAAAAAUGAGAAGGAGAGAGCGACAGAAGAGGCAUCAGUACUAUGAGGCAGAUGAAUCUAACGCAGCAGAGAACUCGGACGAGGAUGACCGAUUGAGCAAUGCAACAUCUGGUUCUGGCAGUGAGAAAAUACCUUCUGAUUCUGAAAAAAGGUCAUGGAAUCGAACAUCAAGAAAAACAAAAGAGCAAGAUUUGGACAGAUCACGAAAUAGCCGAGAAAGGGACAGGAGCAGAGGUAGAUCCUCGAGGAGAGACAGUGAUUCGAGAAGAGUGAGGGAACGAUCCGGAGACAGAGAUAGAAGACAGAGGAGAAGUAGAGAGAGGGAAAGGUCUCGAGGACGAGACAGAUCAAGAGAUAGGAGGGAUCGGUCAAGAGAAAGGGAAAAGUACAGACGAGAGAGAGAUCGCUCAAGAGACCGAGGCAGAGACAGAUCCAGAGAUAGAGAUAGAGAUAGGAACUUUAGUCGCCACAGUAGAGAAAGAGAUUACGAGAUUAGUGGAGUCUCUGUCAAGAAACCAAUUAGGCCCCUGGUGGAUUAUUAAGAGUUCCUGGAAUUUCAUUGUUGAUUGAAAUAUAUGAAGACUGAAUGGAUAACAGAUUUUAUAUCUGAUAGUUGUUACAAUUCUGUGUUGUUAAGUUGAAGAUUGAAUUACUUAUCUGUAAUAUAUAUAUUUUGUUUUUACCAUAUUAAUUUAGAAUGACUCGUAUAUUCAGUUGUUUAUCUCCGUGUAUGUCAUUCAACUUCUUAAUAUACUAAAAUAAGUAAUUUGAGCAAUUGAAUAUUUACAUAUCAUUUAAUGUUUUGAUUUUUAUUUAGUGGGGUAUAGUAUAAAAUUAUCCCAGUCAUUUUUCUAAUCAACAGCUUUCUGGAACAGCUUUUUUGGUUAAUGUAUGUAUACAUUAUGCAGUAUAUGUCACUGUGGCUUUGUUAAGAAAUAAAUCUUUAUAAUAAA
Molecule: messenger RNA, 1185 nt
Organism: Homalodisca vitripennis (glassy-winged sharpshooter)
Lineage: Eukaryota; Metazoa; Arthropoda; Insecta; Hemiptera; Cicadellidae
Product: RNA-binding protein 25-like
Exons: 6
Coding region: 82-774 (230 amino acids)
Source: RefSeq, a predicted model, not a curated record